Molecule: messenger RNA, 1123 nt
Organism: Zea mays
Lineage: Eukaryota; Viridiplantae; Streptophyta; Magnoliopsida; Poales; Poaceae
Product: expansin-B3
Exons: 4
Coding region: 72-875 (267 amino acids)
Biological process (GO): sexual reproduction
Cellular component (GO): extracellular region
Source: RefSeq, marked validated
UCCUCCUGUCGGCCAGAGUCCUAGUAGCACUCUAGCUAGAACGAAGGUAGCUAUAUAUCAAGAUUCAAACAAUGGCGUCCAUCUCCUCCUCCAAGGUGCUCGCACUUGGUGCGCUCAUCUUCUCCUUCCUUGUCACGUAUGCCUCGUGCGCUAGACCGGUCAACUUCACAGCCUCAGACUUCACCGCCGAUCCCAACUGGGAGGCUGCCAGAGCCACCUGGUACGGCGCGCCCACCGGCGCCGGCCCUGACGACGAUGGUGGCGCGUGCGGGUUCAAGAACGUGAACCUGCCGCCCUUCUCCGCCAUGACGUCGUGCGGCAACCAGCCCCUGUUCAAAGACGGCAAGGGAUGUGGCUCCUGCUACCAAAUACGAUGCCAGAACCACCCUGCCUGCUCCGGUAACCCGGAGACGGUGAUCAUCACCGACAUGAACUACUACCCGGUGGCCAAGUACCACUUCGACCUUAGCGGCACGGCGUUCGGCGCCAUGUCCAAGCCCGGCCGCAACGACGAGCUCCGCCACGCCGGCAUCAUCGACAUCCAGUUCAAGAGGGUGCCCUGCAACUACCCCGGGCGGAAGGUGACGUUCCACGUGGAGGAGGGCUCGAACGCCGUCUACCUGGCGGUGCUCGUCGAGUUCGAGGACGGCGACGGCGACGUGGUGCAGGUGGACCUCAUGGAGGCCAACUCCGGCUACUGGACGCCGAUGCGCGAGUCCUGGGGGUCCAUCUGGAGGCUGGACGCCAACCACAGGCUACAGGCGCCCUUCUCGCUGCGCGUCACCAACGAGUCCGGCAGGAAGCUGGUGGCCACUCGGGUCAUCCCUGCCAACUGGGCGCCCAACACCUACUACCGCUCCAUCAUUCAGUACUAGCUCUCUGCUACUGCGCCUCGACCGAUUCGGUGUCAUUUGGCUUCAUUUGAACUGUAUGUAAUUGUAUCUUCACGUGCACAGGAUUACGGUGCCUUAACUAGUUAGUCAGUGAGACGUCAAGAAUGACAGUAGGAGAUGGAUGAGGAAGCAAGUUUGGAUGUGUGCUUCCUCUCUUACGUUACUGUCAAUGCAUGAAUUAACGUGAUCAAAAUUAUAAAUUAUAAGCAGCUUCUGAGCUGCAUUCAGCA